AUGUAUCAAUCUCGAGUUUUUUGUCUAAAACUUCAAUUACAUUUUGGUGGUGAUAUACAUGAAAUAUCUGUACCAGCAUAUGAUGGUGCUGAGCCAACUGUUGAAGAUUUAAUGAACGUUAUUGAACAUGAUUUUCGAGUACCACGAGCAUUACAAAAUCUUGUCUUUCAUGGACAAGAAUUACAUCGACAGCCUGAUGCUGUAUUAAGUUGUUUUGGUAUUAAAAAUCUCGGUAUUAUUCGAUUAGUAGGUCGAAUGGCACCAGCAGAUCAAAUUCAACAAAUUAAUUCUCAAUACAACAUGAAUUCAUGUCAACAAUCAAAUAUGAUUGCAACAUUUAAUACAACUGAACAGAAUUUACCAUCAUAUUACUAUGAACAACUUCGUUCUAUUGGUACUCAAUAUGAUCCACCUCCACCACCCACACCAAAUAAAGAUCAACCACCUUCAACACCUGAUAAAACACAAUUAUCUCAACGAUCAAAUGAUGAGGAACAAACCGCCACAUCAAAUAUAGAACAAUCAUAG
Molecule: messenger RNA, 528 nt
Organism: Adineta steineri
Lineage: Eukaryota; Metazoa; Rotifera; Eurotatoria; Adinetida; Adinetidae
Source: the annotation of a GenBank genome assembly